Molecule: messenger RNA, 1028 nt
Organism: Poeciliopsis prolifica (blackstripe livebearer)
Lineage: Eukaryota; Metazoa; Chordata; Actinopteri; Cyprinodontiformes; Poeciliidae
Gene: fbxo36b
Product: F-box protein 36b
Exons: 4
Coding region: 72-833 (253 amino acids)
Molecular function (GO): protein binding
Source: RefSeq, a predicted model, not a curated record
UCUGGAUGAUGAUCCUUGAAUCUCAACAGGACUGAGUCUGGCGUUGUCAGGGCAACGCCCAAACACUCGACAUGGCGUCGCUUCUAACAGAUCCGUUGUUUGAGACUUGUGGACGGGGUCCUCCGCCAAUUAAAGAUUAUUACCACUUUUUUGUCACCAAGUCAGAAAUAAUAUGGAGAUGGUGGAAGAUCUCCCCCAGAACGGUGGACAGACACAGCAAGCCCGGAGAGGUGAAGGAGUCUCUCAGCGACUUCUUGGAGGACCCUGAUCUACAGAGAGAAGUCAGAGUGGUUUUUGGAGAUCAUGUCCUGGAGUUCACCAUCGCUUUGUGCGAAGGCCGUUACAAUUAUCUUGAUCGGUUGUCCGACCCCCUCCUCCUACGGAUAAUAAACUUUCUGGAGCUGGAGGAUGUGGAUCAGCUUGCACAGACUUCACGCAAGUUUCAGCAGCUGUGUGGGUCAGAGGAGUUCUGGGAGAAGGCAAUGCGUCGCCGUUGCUGCAGCAUUUCUGACGAAGUGGCAUCUCUGGCAAAGGAAAUAGGCUGGCGCACCGUUUUCUUCACCAACAAGUUACAUCUGCAGAGGCUGCUCAGCCGCAGGAGGCAUUCAGCUAGGGAGCAACAGGAAGGCACCGGCACCGAGGACGUUACAGAGUCACGGGAAUCUUCCACUGAAAGCUUUGAGGAAAUGAUCGCUGGUAUUAGAGCUGAUCCAGACUCUGACCAUAAAGAGCCACACCUUGACAGCACUGAGGUACAAGUUGACAACAUUGAUCCACAGAUUGACAACAUCUCCACCCGUGAUGCCGCCUCUGGUUCAGAGGGUGGAGUAUGAUUCCAUUAAACUCCUUUGCUGACCGCUUUAAGGACAACAUCCAGUUGUCUGAGAUUGAGAAUUUCCUCCAAACAGAAAGUUGUUCAGGGGGUGGGAGGGAGCACAAAGCCAGUCUGACUGACAAAAGCCUUAUUUAAAUUUCAGUUGAAUUCUUAUAGUUGUAUCAUUAACAUGUGUGAUUAAAUAUCUGGUUAG